This is a messenger RNA of Hippocampus zosterae (dwarf seahorse), 4028 nucleotides long. RefSeq names its product zinc finger protein 569-like. The coding region runs from base 247 to 3498 and encodes 1083 amino acids. Gene Ontology annotation, biological process: regulation of transcription by RNA polymerase II. Gene Ontology annotation, cellular component: nucleus. Lineage: Eukaryota; Metazoa; Chordata; Actinopteri; Syngnathiformes; Syngnathidae. The transcript is spliced from 4 exons. Gene Ontology annotation, molecular function: DNA-binding transcription activator activity, RNA polymerase II-specific; RNA polymerase II cis-regulatory region sequence-specific DNA binding. The record is from RefSeq and is a predicted model, not a curated record.
CCUUGGGAUUGAGCGAUUUCAUUUUCGAAGCAUGUUGAAUCCCGCCGCAAAGCAGCAGCCGAGUCUUGCCGUGGCUGCUCACUUGCCGUAAAAACACCAGCGAAGAAGAAAAAGGCGGAAGUUGGCGCGGCAAAUCAACAAAAAAGAAAAAAAAGAGUCCGGAGACCAGGUGAAAUCGAGUGCAAGUCGAACGAAUUGGUUCCUGCGGUAGCGACUCGCCACGCAUUUUCCGCCUUCGACAGAACAAUGGCGUCGUGCCGACGACCGGAAGCCGUUGGCGAGAAUGUCAUCGUCUUGUUGUCCGGCCAAGACGUCCAGCAGCCGAACGGGAGUCGGGAUGAGCCGCCCCCUCACUGGCAAGGAGGGAGCUCCGGCUCGGAGCGAGAGGCUCCGCAGCCGCUCGACGUCAAAGAGGAAGCGGCGCGUCCGCGGCCCCCCCGCGUGAAGGAGGAAGAGGAGGAAGCCGACGUCGGCGCGUGGCCGCUGCUCGUCGUCUCUGUGAAAAGCGAAGACGGGGAAGGGGAAGCCUCGGAGCCGUCACGGCUUCAUCGGGAGCGUCCCCGUGGAGACGGCCUCUUCGCUCCGCUUUCAGUCAAGGAUGGCGAUGACUCGGAAGAAAAGCGGCACGCUAUCGAACGUGCCAGGACGCCUCUUGACGGGAGACCCUUUUGUGGCCCCGUUUGCAGCCCGACGCCGUCUCCAAGAGGAAGGCUGGAGAAACACCAGGGAGCGCUCACGAGAGAAAAACCCUUUACUUGCGCAACAUUUGCUCCCAGCUUCUCGGGAAAGGUCGGCUCGGCCACGCGUGGCGGAGAAAAGCCUUUGAAUCGCUCCACAUGUGACUUGGAGCUUGAGCAGGAGGAUCCGCGGCCCACCCAUGUGAAGGAGGAAGAGGGCGAGGGGCCCCCCCGUGUGAAGCCGAUGGCUCAUAUCCAAGCGGAAGAGGAGGAGCCGCAGCCCGCCCGCCCGAAGGAGGAAGGGGCGGAGGACCACAUCGGCGCCUUGCCGCUGCUGGUUGUCUCUGUGAAAAGCGAAGAUGAGGAAGACGGGGCGCCCGAGCGGUCCCGGCCUCAUCGGGGCAGCCCGAGCGGAAACGUCUUCGCACCUCCGUCGGACGGCGACGCCGCGAAAGACCCUUGGAGGGGCGGCGCAAGCUGCGAAGGCGGCGACCAACCCUCAACAUGCUCGGAGGCCGAAGAGGCAAAGUCGAAAAGACUUUUCAGCGCCUCGGCUUGCGUCAAAAGCCUCGCUCGCGAAAAACGGACGCCUGGCGCGGAGGCGCGGUCCGGGGAGAAACCCUUCGGUUGCUCGGUGUGCGGCGCGACGUGGUCUCGGAAAGGAAGUCUGGAAAACCACAUGCGAACGCACACGGGAGAAAAGCCCUUUUUAUGCUCGACUUGUGGUCAGACGUUCUCGCGGAAGGAAAACAUGGUGUCGCACAUGAAACUGCACUCGGGAGAGAGGCCCUUCGCUUGCUCAAGUUGCGGUCAGACGUUCUCCCGCAGGUCAAACUUGGAGAGACAUGUGAGAUCGCACAAGAGAGAAGUCGGCGGAGAGAAACCCUUUGGUUGCGCCACCUGCGGCAAGUUCUUCUCCCAAAAGCGCCAACUGGUGGCGCACCAGACGGCGCACACGGGAGAAAGACCCUUCAGUUGCUCAACUUGUGGGCAAACCUUCUCCCGGAAGACAAACCGGGAGAGACACAUGAAAUCGCACAGAGGAGAAAAACCCUUCAGCUGCUCCGUUUGUUGCAAAACGUUCCCACGAAAGCGCAACCUGGAACGGCACACGAGAUCUCACACGGGAGAAAAACCUUUUAGUUGCCCUACUUGCGGUAAAAAACUCUCUGGAAAGCCAAGCCUGCUGACGCACAUGAGGUCGCACACGGGGGCAAAACCCUUCAGCUGCUCAACCUGCGGCCAAACUUUCUCUCGGAAAGGCAACAUGGAAGCUCACAGGAGGUUACACGCUGGAGAAAAACCCUUCCGCUGUUCCAUUUGCUGUAAAAGCGUCUCUCGGAAGUCAAACUUGGAGAGACACGUCAGGUCACAUCGGGGAGAAAAGGACCCGGGUGCCUCGGCUCGCGGCCAAACGUUCUCUAGCAAGUCCGAGGCGGCGACGCCCACCCAGGGGUCGAACGUGCCACGAAGAAGAAAAAGGCGGAAGUCCGCGUCGCGGCGACGAAGGACAAAGUGCGACGUUCGCGUGUUUUCGUUCGCCGGCUGUACUCUCGACAACAACAGAAUGUUGAAAGAUUUAGUCAGGGAGCGGUUGGUCGCGGCCGCCGACGAAAUCUUCGGCCUUUUUGAGCAAACCGUCGCCGCCUACGAGGAGCAACUGCGUCGCGCCGCGGAGGAGACGGAGCGACACCGACGGCAGCUGGAAGCUCUUUGCCAUCCGCAGAUGGCGAUCGCCGUCGAAGACGCCGAGCAGCCGACGGCCCACGAGAAAGACCCUUUGGGGCAGGAGUGUCCGCGAGCCCUCCUCGUUAAGGAGGAGGAGCCACAGCUGCCCCGAGUGAAAGAGGAAGACGAGGAGGCCCACGUGAGCCGGUUGCCGCUGAGCGGCGUCUCCGUCAAGACCGAAGACGACGGAGAGUCGUCGCAGCCUCAUCGCGACAGUCCCGGCGGAGACCGCCGCGGGGGUCCGCCACCGGAUGCCCUCUUGGCUCCGCUCUCGGAUGGCGACGACUCGGAAGAAAGUUUGAGGAGCGGCGCAGCAGACCGCGCGAGUGACGACGGGCGGCCCGAAUGCUCUCGAGAGGAGGCGGCCGGGAACAGCGCAACUGGUCAGGAGCGAAUGAAAACCGGCGCCGAGGGAAGUCUUUUCGGUUGCUCGACCUGCGGGAAAAUGUUCUCGCUCAGGGAAAAUUUGCUCAGGCACAUCCGAACGCACACGGGCGAAAAACCCUUCAGCUGCUCAAUUUGUGGCAAAAGAUUUGCCGUCAAGGGAAACAUGGCGGAACACUUGCGAACGCACACGGGAGAAAAACCCUUUAGCUGCUCAACUUGUGGCAAAAACUUUGCUCUCAAGGCAAACAUGGUCAAGCACCAGCGAACGCACACGGGAGAGAAACCCUUUGGCUGUUCGACUUGUGGCAAAAGAUUCACGCUCAAGGCGAUUCUGGACGAGCAUCAGAGGACGCACAGCGGAGAAAAACCCUACAGUUGCUCCGCUUGCGGCCAAACCUUCUCUCAAAGGGUCACCCUGGCGAAGCACACGAGAACGCACACGGGAGAAAAACCCUUCACGUGCUCCGCCUGCGGCCGAACCUUCUCCCAAAGGGGAACCAUGGUCGCGCACAUGAGGACGCACACCGGAGAAAAACCCUUCGCUUGCUCCACUUGCGGCCGAACCUUCUCCCAAAAGGGAACGAUGGUCACGCACAUGAGAAGGCACACGGGAGAGAAGCCCUACGCUUGCCGAGCGUGCGGCGAGAGCUACGCCCAUAAGGUCAGUUUGGCUUUGCACGUGCACUCGCACCACGCCGACAAGUGAACGAUGGGGCGAGCGAGGGCGGCUUGAUUCCCAUUUCGCCUUUGGUACGCGAGGCCUGAGCCUGUUUUGGAACCCGCGUCGAUACUUUGCUUCUUUUGGCAGCUUGUUCCAUUUGCGUGCAGCGCAACGGCUGAAUGCUGCCUCACCAUCUUUACUUUCCACUCAGGGCUCCCUUCCCUGAAAUCUGCAUCAGUGACUGGAAAUAGCACCUGAAUGCAAAACUUUCGUGAGGCGACCUGAAAGCAACCGAGAGGACUGUGGCCGUGAAUUUUCCCCAGCGUGGGACAAAUAAAGGAUAUCUUAAUGCUUGCUCAAGCGCCAUCAAUCUUAGAUGCCGAUCUGUCAUCUUCGGUUGUGAUGAGGUGCUUCAACUGGAGUGUCUGAUUGUUAUUUCUUUUGUCGGUUUAAAAAAAAACACAUUUCACGGCUCUGACACAAACUUGUGUCAUAAGCAGCAAACGAAAAUGUUGAUUUUGGAUCUGUGACUGUCAAAGUAGGACCUUGCAAAUACUGUGCAUGCCGUCUGGCGG